CAGUCUUUGUUUAGCAAUGAUACAGACAUUAUUUUGUGUUAUACUUGCAUAUGGAUGUGUAUCAGCAGGUACCGGUGAUUGGGAGAACACAUACUAUGAAACAGAUGCGUGGAAGUUCUCCCCAUUUUUCACUAAUGCAUUUCCCGUAUGUCAACGAAAGCGGCAGAGUCCUAUCGACAUCAAUUCUUGUGAUGUUAUUGAUGCCAACUUACCGCCACUACAAUGGAAUGGUUUCAACAGAAAAUUGACAGGCACGCUUACCAACAACGGUCAUACUGCCAAGUUAACAACGGAUCCGAAAAGCAAGCCCAUCAUACUAUCCGGUGGUCCUUUAUAUUCGGCAUAUCAAUUCUCAGAGCUACACUUCCAUUGGGGAGAUACCGAUAAAAUUGGCAGCGAACGAGCGAUGAAGGGCAAGAAAUACCCGAUCGAGUUGCAUGUUGUCACCUUUAACACUGAUUAUGGUAACAUUAAGUCGGCUAUGAACUAUCCUGACGGUAUAUGUGCGCUAUCAUGCCUGUUUGAGCUUCAAGACAAAGACAAUGAAAAUUACAGCGCACUUGUGGCGGCUCUAAGCAAAGUUGUGAAGCCACAUACCUCAGCAACUAUAAUUGAUCAUCCGACUCUCUUUCAAUUACUACCAUCAAUUCUGUCGAGGUACUAUACGUAUGGUGGUUCAUUAACCACACCGCCCUAUCCGGAGGUUGUGACUUGGAUUGACUUCGUGCAGACGGUAAAGAUUUCACGGAAGCAGCUUCAAUCGUUCCGUCAUUUAAUCGACGAUCACGGUCAACCAAUGGUGAACAAUUUCCGCGAAAUUCAACCACUCAACGAUCGUGAAGUGAUUCGCAAUGACGACAACUAUUGUUAAGUUUGUAAUCAAUAUAUACUAUGAACUCACUGUACGUAAUGUUGAAUCACUGUACACUAUGAAAUCACUCUAAAUUUGUAUCCACUCAAAGAACUUUUUAAAAUAAAUUUCAAUCUAGAGUGCCCUGUAAUUGGUUUAAAUACGAGGCUCUGUAGACGAAAUAAAUCAUUCU
Bradysia coprophila is the source of this 1043-nucleotide messenger RNA. RefSeq names its product carbonic anhydrase 2-like. The record is from RefSeq and is a predicted model, not a curated record. NCBI's taxonomy places the organism in Eukaryota, Metazoa, Arthropoda, Insecta, Diptera, Sciaridae. Gene Ontology annotation, cellular component: cytoplasm. Gene Ontology annotation, molecular function: zinc ion binding; carbonate dehydratase activity.